Closterium sp. NIES-67 is the source of this 2986-nucleotide messenger RNA. NCBI's taxonomy places the organism in Eukaryota, Viridiplantae, Streptophyta, Zygnematophyceae, Desmidiales, Closteriaceae. The record is from the annotation of a GenBank genome assembly.
ACCACACGCUUCAGGCGUCUCCCCGCUUAUAGAAUCCCGGCGAACCCGCAGCUCGCGCGUGCGGGCUGCCUCGAAUUCUGUUCCAAGCCCCCAGGACGAAUUUCGCCGCUGACUGCCAGCCAGCCUGGGAUCGACUACUGUUCACAUGUCGCACAUGUGGAGCCGGCACUGCUGCUGCUGCUGAUGGAUGUCAUUGUGCUUCCGAUGCAGAGGCAGCUGGAAGAGAAACUCCAGCAGAGUUCGGAGAAGAACUUAGAGAAUUCUUGAAGCAGCCAUGGCCGUUUGUUGUGGUCCAACUCCUCUUGUCAAGCUCUUGAACCAGCCGUGCUUGACGACGAGCGAGUUACACAUAACCUCCGUCGCCUGCGGAGCAAGUUACACACGACAGUCCCUUACGAGCCCUCCGUCGCGACACGUACUAGCAGUGUACACACAGCCAGUGCUCUCUCCCUGUUCCAGUUUCUACCUCUAAUUAGCACGGAAGUAACUGUGCUGUAGUACAGGUGUACACAGUUGUACAGUACAGGUGUACAGUACCCGACCGUCGCGGCACUGUGCUCGUCAAGAGCCUUUCGAGUCUACUCCGAGUCGUCAAGGAGCAACCCGCUGCGGUGACCUUUUGGACGGCUCGAUAUCCGUUGUAGUCUGCUCUGCGAGUCGCGACAGAUGAGUCACCACGCUUCCUCCAAGAAAUCCCCCAAGCUCCCAGUCCCCUCUCCCCUCGCUCCGCUAUCCGCCAUUUCUGCCGUGCCGUGGUGAUUGAUGUGAACCAAGAAUCGCCACCCAGUUCGUACCCAGCGUGCCUUGACUUCGAGUUCUAGGGACCCAAGAAUCGCCACAUCGCGGCAGUGCCGUUGGUCGUUUGCCCGUUCUUGCGAGUCGUUGCGUCGCGUCGUAUCGCCGCAUACUGGCCAGUGCUCACGCCGCAACGAGAUACUGGCAAGAGCAGCACUUCCGCCACGGCAGACCCACAACGAGGGCCCUGCCAGGUCGUGCGUCCUUCUUUUCCGUUGCUCGCAAAGAGCAACGCUGCGCGUUCUUCUUCUUUUGAAGCCCCAGUUUUUUCCCGUCCCCGACGUCCCGACGUCCUUGAUAAAGCCGUGAAGACGUUCAGUAAAGACGUGGUUCCCUUUACCAAGCCUUUCGCAGUUCCCAGGAGAUCCAAGUUGGAUAAAAAUCAGCCCACCCCUGCGACCGGACCUUCCCGCAUUCCCCUUACCAAGACUUUCGCUUCUUCUCUCUUUCGUCGCACCGUCCCGCCCGGGGGCCCUCCACCCGUUUCUACCCAUCUCAACCGAUCUCGCUACCCGUUUUUGGCUCCACACGGCCCAGAAGUUCAUCUCUCCUAACACGAAGCGGCACUUAUCCAAUUAACUCGGAGUCCGUCCAUGGCGCCUACAGCUCGCCCCGCCGGGAAGACCCGUCUUUCCGGAAAGACUCGCCGUGCCGCCGCCGCGUCGGCGCUCAGACCGCCCUUUCAACCGCUCCUCCUCAUCCUCCUCUCGCUCCUACUCCUACCGGCCGCUCAAAUCGUCUCAUGUGCGGCGGCAGCGGCGGCGCCGGGGCCUCCGCGCCUGGUGGUGCCGAUGAACGCGUCCGUGGUGCCCGUGCUGCUGCAGCUGCAGAACACCCUCGAGCUCGUGCAGUACAACUGGGCGGGCGCGGGGGACUGCGUCGUGGGGGGAGAAACGGGGGGAGCGGCGGAGCCAUUCCCGCCCAUCCGGGGGAGGGCCGGCGCAGGAGCUGCAGGAUGGGCGGGCGUGACGUGCGACGGACACGGCAACCCCACCCGCUUGGAAUUCCCCCAGCAAGGGCUCACGGGCCACCUGCCAGCUGACGUGUCCACGCUGACGUCACUCACCAAGAUAAACCUGCAGCGAAACCUCAUUAUAGAGCGACUCGAUGUGUUUAUCAAGCCCCUCGAAGGACUAACCAACCUGCAGCACUUAGACCUCUCUUCCAAUUUCCUCUUCGGCAGCAUCCCACCGACUAUCACUGCCUUUCCCCGGCUCACAGUGCUAUCGCUGUCAAGCAACCGUCUCACCGGCCGCGUCCCGCCCCGCCUCUCUCCCCUCCUCUCCACCUUCUCCCUCUCCUCCAACUACCUCUCGGGUCCCCUCCCCCGCACCCCCCUCCUCUGCUCCCUCCCUUCCUCCUCCCUCAACUGCUUCACUCAGCAAGACCUUGCCUCCUGCCUUGCCUACCAAACCAGCUGGGCAGUCUCGGCCGAGCCUCGCUCAGGCUCGGUUGUGCUGGACCUGGCCUCGUUUUUGGAGCAGCAGCGGCCGGAGCAGCAGUGUGGGGAGGCUCUGUGUGGGGGGGUGAGAGCGGGGGCGGGCGGGGGGGAUGGGGGGAGGGGGGAGUAUUGUGGGGGAAGGGGAGUUUGCCGCCCAAUCAUUCUGAGCCCGUCGCUCAAGUAUGGCGAUGUGCUGCCGUGGAUGUGUGCAUGCAACGACGGGGAAGUCAGAAUCAAGGGCAAAUGCGGUCCCCAGUUGGUGCGCAAGAGCUGCCCAUCCCCAUCCCCAUGCCCGCAGCACGCAACAUGCAUGCCCUUCAUCCUCUCACCUCUCGGCUACCAGUGCCAGUGCACCCAUCCCUGCUACGGUGUCCCAGCGCGUGACAACAAAGGGCGGAUCGUGGAGUGCAGGGCGAGAGUUGGGGCCCCUGAGUGUGCUUAUACUGAAGGGAGGGCUGUGGGGGGGGAGGACAUGGAUGGACUGGAGGUGGAAUAGAGGGGGGCGAUGCAGAGUGGGUACCUAAUAAACUAGUAGCUGGGGGAAGCGGAAAUGGAUGUCCAACUAAUACCCUGGAUUAAGUACCUACAUAUAGCAGUUUGAAGGUACAUAAAUAGACCUGGAUGUGCCGCUACGUGUUUGCAGCCGCAAGGCUAUACGUAUAUGGGCAACGUAUAUAGAUUGCGAUGUUUGGUUUGCACUGUUUUGAUUUUACUCGUUACCCGUCUUGGAUGUGUUUGUUUUAUGGUUGA